GUCAGCUGACUUGAGCAUAUGAGUCAGGGAGUAAGUUAAAACGGGUACAUUUUAUGUCCAUUACCUGAUCCAAUUGGCCUGUAAAAUACAGAAAAAGCACAAUGCCUGGACGGGGUAAAUUAAUCGCCGUUAUAGGUGACGAAGACACAUGCACCGGAUUUCUGCUCGGAGGGAUCGGAGAGCUAAAUAAAAAUCGAAAACCUAAUUUCUUGGUCGUCGAGAAGGACACCAGCGUCACAGAGAUAGAGGAAACCUUCAAGAGUUUCCUGGCUCGCAAUGACAUUGGGAUCGUUCUUAUCAACCAGUUCAUCGCAGAGAUGAUUCGUCACGCCAUAGAUGCUCAUUUGCAGUCCAUCCCUGCUGUGUUGGAAAUUCCCUCAAAAGAGCAUCCGUAUGACGCGUCAAAAGACUCCAUCCUGCGCAGGGCUAAGGGAAUGUUCUCUGCGGAAGAUUUCCGAUAAGCAGGGGCUCCAGUAAGGUCUUGACAAGGAAGGAGAGAGGAGGCUUGGUAGACAAGUUGUUACGCGGUUAUGGGCACUGGACUGGAAGAGUCUGAUGAUUUGUUGCUGUUUUGUGGAUUGUUCUCCUGGGUCUUGCCUGGAAUAUACUUUAAAUAUGGAAAGCUUCUAUAAAUUUAAAUGUUGUUAAUGUGCAUCUAGUUUAGUGUCAACCUGUCGUUUGAAGCAUGGAAAUGUUUUACCAGUGUUCUCAAACCACACGGCAGUGUGCAAUUUGUAAUUACUGUUAAAUUUUUUCUCCUCAUGAACUAAGUAGAUAUGUUUAGUUAAUUGUUUCAUAACACAUUUGAACUAAAUUUAAAGCUACAGUUACAGAUUUUGAUUUAGCUAAAUUCCACCCAGAUUCAGCCACAUAGGUAGUGCUUUCUCUUUAAUCCAUGCCCCUCAUCUGACCAUUUGUCAAAGCUCCUGAGUCCAAUGAGAUGCAUGUUCAGUGCUUAUGCUGUAUUCAUAACAACUGAGAACUGAAUUUUCUGAUUUCCACAUUAGAGCAUUCACAACUUCAUUCAUAAUCUCAACUGUUUGAAGUGGGGGGAAAUUGACACUCUUGGUGUGCAGUACUUAUUUGGCUACUGUAUGAAAAAAAAACAAAAAACAUUUCAGAUAGCUUUAUAUCUUGUACACAAACACCCAAGAAAGAAGGGCAUAGAUUCAUGUUGGAUACAGUAAUUCAGUGCUAACAGCACUGAGACUGCAAUUUCAGUCUCCAAAUUUCUGUGUUGAAAUUACAAGUUGGCUGGUUCAAGUUGAUUUUUUUUCUUUGAAGUCAAAAGCCUCCCAGUUCCUACUUUGUCAUGAAUGUAGCAUUAGCUUGCCCCUGUUUUUGCUGUGUGCACAUGUGAAAAACAUGUAAAGAAAUUUCCUGACUGGUUAAUACUGCCAGACCCUAUUGCAUUUUUUGUUGCUAACUGCAGCAUGUCACAGACCUCUUUUUUCCUGUACAUCUAUAGGUGCUGGUGUGGGUGAAGCCUCUAACAUUCUUACCAUAGCUGUGCUUCAGCAUUAAUUUGUUGAGUAAAAUCAUACUGACUAUGACACUGACGAUGCAUCCAGUUUUACUUUGUUUGGAUUUUUUCUUUGUGAUAAUUAUUCAAUUUGAUUAUAUGUUUAAACAAAUGUGUUUAAUUUUCAUUAA
Molecule: messenger RNA, 1653 nt
Organism: Electrophorus electricus (electric eel)
Lineage: Eukaryota; Metazoa; Chordata; Actinopteri; Gymnotiformes; Gymnotidae
Gene: atp6v1f
Product: ATPase H+ transporting V1 subunit F
Biological process (GO): proton transmembrane transport
Cellular component (GO): membrane; proton-transporting V-type ATPase, V1 domain
Molecular function (GO): proton-transporting ATPase activity, rotational mechanism
Source: RefSeq, a predicted model, not a curated record